CCGCCCGUAGGGCGGGCCGACCCUAGUUAUUAUUAUUCUUAGGUUCGUUAAGAGUUAAAAUAUUUUUUCGAAAUUAUUUAGUUAAAUUUUUGAAACUUUCUUUCAGUAAUAAAUCGAACAAAAUCAGUUUACAUAUGUUCUGUAUGGCCGUUUUCUUUCCAACAAAUUAAGAAAAUUAAAAAACUGAAAACGAACAGAUGAGACACUCUGUCAAAGCUUGUCAGAAAAAUGGCAAACUACUAACCGAAUAAUGAAUCUCUCCAAAGUAAAAAAGGAAAAACCUGAGACAGAACAGAGAGAUCGAGGAAUGAGAGACACGAAGACGACUAAGAGAGAAUGUCGUCUUCGUUGUUUCGUCAAAUUUUUCUCUGCAUCUCCUCUCUCGUCCUUCUCUGCUCCGGCGAUGUUCCCUCCGCCGCAGGAGCUCCCUCUACACGUGCGAUGAUGCGAGAAAGACGGAACAAGCUGCAAACGAUGGAGUUUUUAAACGCGCACAACACAGCGCGGGUAGCUUCAGGCGCGUCGCAUCUCAGAUGGGAUCAAGGCCUGGCCCGUUUCGCAAACGAUUGGGCCAAACAACGCAAAUCGGAUUGCAAAAUGACCCAUUCGGGUGGGCCCCACGGGGAGAAUAUAUUCUGGUACCAAAGGAGUGUGAACUGGACGCCGAAGAGAGUGGUUGCGACGUGGGUGGAUGAAAGCUUGCACUACGAUCGGACGACUAACUCGUGCGGAGCUGGUAAGAUGUGCGGUCACUAUACGCAGAUCAUUUGGCGCACAACCACAGCCGUUGGAUGCGCACGUGUCAAGUGUGACAACGAGCUUGGAUUCCUAGUGGUUUGCGAGUAUUCACCUGGUGGAAAUUACGAUGGCGAAAGUCCAUUUGAUUCGCCUAAAUGAUAUUAUAAUCAUACAACUUCAAUGUUGUUUUUCUCUAAUUGUUCUCUCAAAUUCAAAUGAAACAAUUUUUCUUCCACAAUGUUUUUAGCUAAUGUUCUACUUCAACCAAUGUAUUGUACUAACGUGGAUCGUGUUUUUAAUGGGCUUGUUAUUGGGCUUGGGCUUGAAUCAUGGUCUGGUAAAAAUUAUUAUAAGGCUUUUCU
This is a messenger RNA of Brassica napus (rape), 1100 nucleotides long. RefSeq names its product pathogenesis-related protein PRB1-3-like. The record is from RefSeq and is a predicted model, not a curated record. Bases 337 to 897 code for a protein of 186 amino acids. The transcript has a single exon. NCBI's taxonomy places the organism in Eukaryota, Viridiplantae, Streptophyta, Magnoliopsida, Brassicales, Brassicaceae. Gene Ontology annotation, cellular component: extracellular region.